AUGUCUUCUCCCAAGUACCUUGCCGCACUCGACAUCGCCGCCUCUGCCUUGUCUGUCCUGCUGUUUCUCAAACUUUUCACUUUGCGUUCCUCUCGUAAGCAUGCGUUUCCACCACCAGGGCCCAGACAACUGCCUAUUAUCGGAAACCUUCUCGAUUUCCCCAGUCACGAUCAUGGAGAACGAUUGGGCCGGCUCAGAAAGCAGUACGGUGAUCUCAUGUCUCUGCGCAUGAUGGGUCAAACUAUCAUCGUGAUCAACUCCGCCCGCAUAGCGAGAGAUCUUCUGGAUAGACGAGCAAGGAUAUGGUCUGACCGCCCGGUGAUCCCCCUUCUCCAGCUGAUGCAGCUUUAUGAGUGGAACACUACCUUCAUACCAGAGUCGCCAGAUCAUCGAGCCCAACGACGCAUUGCGGACCGAUACCUUCGACCAAGUGCCCUCAUCCCAUAUCGCCCAAUGAUACGCUGUAGAGUUGAUGAGUUGCUCAGAUCGUUGCUGCACGGACCUAAUGAAUUUAAAGGGCAUUUGAGAUACUUCAUGACGGGCGUGAUUAUGUCAAUUGCCUUUGGGUAUAAUCUGAAAGGCGAAAAGGAUGUCUAUGUUACAAAGACAGAGGCCUUCGCGGAAGCUAUCAUCGAUAGUAUGUCUCCAACUUCAAGUAUCGUAAACGUUUUUCCAAUACUGAGACAUUUGCCAACCUGGAUACCUGGGAUUGGCAAGAUGCGUUACGUCGACGAAGUCAGGCGCCUAGGACUAGAAAUCAGAGAGGAGCCAUUCGACUUCGUCAAAAAGAGCAUUUCGGAUGGUACGGCUGAGCCUUCGCUGAGUCGCCAUAGCUUCAUGAUGGCGGAGGAAGACGGGCAACUCUCUUCGAAAAAGAACCAGGAGCAUACUAAGCAUUGUUCGUCAUUGACGCUGCCCUUUCUAGCUGGCGUUGACACGACCGGCGUAGCUCUGACGAACCUUGUCCUGGCUCUUUUGCUUUACCCGGAGGUGCAGCGUAGUGCUCAAACACAACUCGACUCUGUGGUCGGUCGUGAACGACUUCCCAGUCUUGAUGACCGAGGCAAACUCCCGUAUAUCGAAGCCACGUGUAAGGAGCUCCUUAGGUGGAGGUUGGUGACACAGAUAGGUAUUGCGCACGCUACCAAAGACGAUGAUGUCUACGAUGGAUACUUCAUCCCCAAAGGUAAGCACUUAAGUUUAGAUUUUGCGGCUAUGCUACACGAUCCUGUCAGAUAUCCUGACCCUGAAUCUUUUCGACCCGAGCGUUUUCUGACACCUUCGGGGGAGUACAACGAUGACCCUCAUAUGGCCGUCGCUUUUGGCUUUGGGCGCCGGAUCUGUCCCGGUCGUCAUCUCGUGGACGAGAUUCUUUACACUUUCGUUUCCUCGUUUCUAUCUGUCCUCACCGUCGAGAAAAAGAAGGACGAAGACGGGAACGAGAUUCCAGUGUCCGGCAAACAUGCUGUGGAUGUGGCGCUCAGUCAGCCUCUUCCAUUCGAAUGCUCGAUAUUACCGCGGGACAACAGAGCCUCACAAUUGAUACAGUCAACGGGAGAUGGGCAGGAGAACUAA
Messenger RNA from Stereum hirsutum FP-91666 SS1, 1575 nucleotides. RefSeq names its product CyP450 monooxygenase. The coding region runs from base 1 to 1575 and encodes 524 amino acids. The transcript is spliced from 12 exons. Lineage: Eukaryota; Fungi; Basidiomycota; Agaricomycetes; Russulales; Stereaceae. Gene Ontology annotation, molecular function: heme binding; monooxygenase activity; oxidoreductase activity, acting on paired donors, with incorporation or reduction of molecular oxygen. The record is from RefSeq and is a predicted model, not a curated record.